Molecule: messenger RNA, 659 nt
Organism: Sander lucioperca (pikeperch)
Lineage: Eukaryota; Metazoa; Chordata; Actinopteri; Perciformes; Percidae
Product: vegetative cell wall protein gp1-like
Exons: 3
Coding region: 1-654 (217 amino acids)
Source: RefSeq, a predicted model, not a curated record
AUGGGACAGAACCAGAUGGGCGGCACAUACAAUGGCGUAAUCUGUGGAGCGUUUCUGCAGUUUUUGUUUUUGUUUACUAUUUCCUAUUUGGUUUUUCCCACUGUCAGUUUCUCUGUUGGCCCUGCCUCGUGUUUCUGUUGUUUUUCCCCUCUCUCCUCCCACUACUACUGCCAGCUGAUUGAGCGCACCUGGUUUUCAUUCCACCAUCACCUUCUCCCGCCGCACGCACCUGCCUCCCAUCUUCAAUCAAGAUCAGUAUUUCAAGCCCGGCUCAACAAACCAUCUUCGCUUGAUCGUUGCCGUCCAGUCACCCUGUCAUCAUCUCCAUCUCCGCCUGUCAUCUCCAGUCAGCUGGCUUCACCUCUCGGACCCCCUCCCACGGCACCCUGCUUCAACCUGCCUCAGUCUCCGUCCCCAACCAGCCUCUCCUCGCUUUCCCUGCUCUCCAGCCCCAGUGUCUCUCCCUCGGCUCCUCGGUUACGGCUCUCCCGCGCUCCCCCGCGCUCCCCUGAGUAUCCUCGCCCUCAAGUUUCUCCAUCCUCCCCUAGCUGCUUCCCUGUUCCUGGCGUCUGCCUCCCCACUCCCCUUUUCCCCUUAUUUUCAAUAAACCUUUUUGUGAGCUCUGCAUUUGAGUCUGUUCUGUUCCCAGCGUAACAGUA